Panicum virgatum (switchgrass) is the source of this 4211-nucleotide messenger RNA. Its product is annotated as protein ROOT PRIMORDIUM DEFECTIVE 1-like. The record is from RefSeq and is a predicted model, not a curated record. Gene Ontology annotation, molecular function: RNA binding. The coding region runs from base 46 to 1395 and encodes 449 amino acids. The transcript is spliced from 13 exons. Lineage: Eukaryota; Viridiplantae; Streptophyta; Magnoliopsida; Poales; Poaceae.
UCACCCACCAACCGAGCAAAACCCAUCCCAGCUCGGCAAGUCUCCAUGCUCCGCCGCAUCGCGGCCCUCCGGCCGCCGCCAUCGCCGCGUGCGGCCACCUAUUCCUCCAAGUCCACCUCCAUCCCUCAGAAGCAGCAGCGCGUCCGCGACCACGCCUUCGACGGCAUCAUGGAGGUCCAGAAGCGCGUCCGCCGCUUCCACGCCCUCCACUCCCUCCUCCUCUACGCCGCCGCCCCGACCGCGGGCUCCCGCGGCGGCGGAAGCGGCGCUGUGUCCGUCCCCUUCACCCACCUCGGCGCCCUCGCGCGCCGCCAGCUCCGCCUCGCGCCCCUCGACGCCGGCCGCUUCCUCUUGCGCCACGCGCACGCCUUCCACCUCUUCCUCCACCCCGUCCACCGCAUGCUCCACGCCCGCCUCACCCCGCGCGCCGCCGCGGCGCUCCGUGCCGAGGCCGAGGCUGUCGCCGCCGCCCUCCCUUCCGCGUCCAUCAUCCGCCUCCGCAAGCUCCUCCUCCUCGCGCCCCCGCGCCGCCGCCUCCGCCUCGAGCACAUCCACCUCCUCCGCCGCGACCUCGGCCUCCCCGAUGAUUUCGCCGAAUCCGUUAUCCAGUCCAACCCCUCCCUCUUCCGCCUCACCCCCGACGGCUUCGUCGAGUUCCUGCCCGUUCCCACAGACCCGCCCGACCUCACCGGCGCCGCGGUCGAGCGCGCUCGGGAGCGCCACUACCGCGAGCACCGCGCACCCGGCUCAGGCGAGGAGGAUGCGCGUUUUGCGUUCCCCAUCCGCUUCCCGCCAGGGUUUAAGAUCGGCAAGUACUUCCGGAUUGCUGUCUGGAAAUGGCAGCGCCUCCCCUACGCGUCACCCUACGCGGACGUCUCGGGACAUGACCUGCGCUCACUUGAGGCUCAACGCCGCAUGGAGAAACGAGCGGUCGCUGCCGUCCAUGAGCUGCUCUCGCUCACUGUCGAGAAGCGCACUACACUGGAGCGCCUUGCGCUGUUCCGGGAGGCACUCGGUGUGCCCAAGAAGAUCAAGGAGUUCUUGCUCAAGUAUCAGGGCAUAUUUUACAUAUCCACCAGGGGAAAUCAGGGGAAGCUGCAUACAGUGUUCCUUAGGGAGGCGUAUUACAAGGGGGAGCUUCUUGAGCCAAAUGAGAUACACGAGGCAAGAAGGAAGCUGGAGGAGCUGCUCAUGAUCAGCCCACAGAAGGCGAAUUUAGACCGGAUGUUCACCAGCAUGGGUCGUGGAUGGGAUGAGCUUGGUGGUGGUCGCCGUGGUGGAGCUGUAUUGAGGGACGAGUUUCUUGGGAAUGGAGGUGGCCAGAAAAAGCAUGCUGAUACUCAUGGUGCUGAUAGUGGGGAGGACUCGAGUGUUGAAUCACUCUACAUUGAUUGAGGAAUAGAAACUUAUGGUGGCAUUGGGCAUCGACUUGGAAGGGAACAGUCACUGCCCCCAUUUGGGGCAAGGUUAACUUCAUGUAUUGGUAACAUCACUCUACAUCUGAUUGGAAGUCUCCAAAAGGAGCAGAGUCUAAGGUGAAAACUGAUGGCACCUUGAACUGGGGGGAAGUGAAAACCCUAUGAUGGUUGGAUGGCUCCUCCCCUUGCACUCCAUCAUGUGAAGCAUGCGAAGACAGAUUUCAGGGGCAGGAGAACACCUUUCAGAACUCAGAGCUUUUGCUUCUAAGCUUGAUUGGUUAAGUGCUGUCAGUACUCUAGCACAUGGAGUGGAUCUCUAUCUUCGUUUGGCCCACUGAAAACCGGUGUACAUUUAGAAAUUAACAUUAGCUAUGUGAUUGUUGUCUUGAUUCUUCCUUGCACUAUGUAUGCAAACCAUUAAAAUGUUGUGGGUAAUAACACCAAUAGGGAUGUGCUUAUCUGAAUCCACUCAUUAUGAACAGAGUGAAUAAACUAUUGGAAAGGGAAACAAACACAGUAUAGUGUUUAGGCAUCGCCAUUCAGUUGAUUUGUAUGUCCAAAGCCCAUUGGAAUAUCUGUUUACUGAGCAAGUCUAACCUGAUUGUGAGGUUCAGUAGAAGAAAGGUUCAGCUCUUGGCUGCUAAUAGCCUAAUAGUUCAUCAGCUAAAUGAUGAGCAGUGGCUGAGGGAUAUUGUCUUGUCCAUCUAUCAGGCUCAAACUUCGUUAUGCAAAACUGCAGAAGAUUGAAAUGCACAGAACAGGCCACGUUGCGCAUGAUCCAGAUGACACAUCAAGGCUCUGAUCUGGGAGGCAGGGAGGGAUCAGGAAGCUGACGCGGAUGCCCCAUACCCGUACAGUUUGCGCUGAGGUCAAGGAGGCCAUGGUUGGAGGAUCUCGAGCUCCAGAAAUUUUUAAACAGCAAACCAGUGGACUUUGGUGUUGCCAGCGUCAAUCAAACCUGAUGUAACUUGUGCUGAAUCUUCUUGUUCGCCUGUGAAGAAAUGGAACCCAGAACAAGCUGCUGGUCCAUAGCUGCAUGACUUUUCCAAACCGGCCGUACCAGGCAGUGAGUGAAUAAUCCUCGUGCCCACGGCCGUCAGAUCGAGCAGUCUGCUGCAGUUAUCCAUCGGAUUCCAGGCGUCCGAGUAGCGUGUUGGACUACUGCAACUGGUCAAGGGUGCAUUUGUAAUUGCAUUUGCUACCGCUGAUGCUGCGCGCGGUCCCGGUGCUUGUUGAUGUUUGCCUUCGUGGAUGAACACCUGCAGGGGAAACACAAAGGCAAACAUCCCUCUGCUCCGCACCUCGUGGCGUUGGAGGAGGCCGCCGCCUUCGCGAGGGUCCCUGGGCGCUGCUAUUGAGCGGCCGUUUCUCAGCGGCGCAUUUGCUCUGUCGAAGGAGAAAAUGAAUUUUUUUAUAACAAACUAAAGCAGAUCCGCACUGUAUAUGGGAUACUCCCCUAUACUUGAUUAUUUGUUGACAACUCCUUAUUUUUUCAGUAUUGUUGCCGCUAACAUAUGUAUAUAUCUCUGCAUACAUGUUCAGUGAUUGCACUGAGGCUUGGGAGAGCCUAUGGAAGGUGAUGGACGUGUUAGGAGCGUAAGAGGAAACUGAGCCUGUUCUUGAUCAUCUCAAGUUGGUCAAUAUGAUAAAAGCACAAAAGUUAAUCUGAAAUUAGAUGGUGACAAGAAUGUUGGGCGAAAGAACCGCAAUGCUGUAUCAAAGCUAUACAGCGAGGUUGAGCAGUAUGGUAAAAACACGAAAGAUAAGCUGAAAUUAGAUGGUGACAAGUCUGUUGGGAGAAAGGACUACCUUGCUGCAUCAAAGCUCUACGGCGAGCCCCCACCUCCACCAAGCCAUCGCCAUCACCAUCGCCCCCUAUACCAUGAACCCGGGAGGGCGAGCAGAGUCGAGGUACCAGCCUGCAGUCUGCACUAGGAAAGUAACAACUAUUCUGACAUUUGCCGUUGAGCUCUGCUGGUUGUGCAGAAGUUACUUUUUUCAAAGGGAUGUGCUCUUUAGCAUAAGAAAUUUUGAAUAUUUGAGAAGAAGAAAUAAGUUAGCAGGAGAGUGACAGAUUGCUGCAACUACUGAGCUCAUGAGGUGGUCGAAAGAUGAAGAGUGGCAAACCUGCACCCAGGCUUUGGACUUUGAAUGGAUGGAAAUGGCAUAGCCAGUGAUGAAUUUGUACACAGAAGCAACUGAUGGAUAAUCCAUUCAGACCAUGGAAAGUGCUUUGGUGUGGCACCAUCAGGAUGCUGACCCAGGCUUUGGAUCAUCACAGGCAAAGGAAUUGCUUGAUCACCUGGAAAGUGUACUAGCAAAUGAACCAGUCACUGCUAAAAGUGGCCAGUUCAUUGUUGAAGUCAAACCUCAGGGAGUAAACAAGGGAGUAGUUGCUGAGACGAUAUUUGCAUCUAUGGAGGGACGAAAGCAGGCUGAUUUCGUACUAUGUAUUGGUGAUGACAGGUCCGAUGAGGACAUGUUUGAAAACAUUGCUGAUAUCAUGAAGAGGAAUAUGGUUGCUCCAAGAAUACUGUUUGCGUGCACUGUGGGACAAAACCAAGCAAAGCCAAAUUCAAACUAGACGAUACAUUCGAAGUGGUCACCAUGCUGAGCGCACUGGCAGAUGCCACAGAACCUGAACUGGAGACUGAUUCGGCUGAUGAAUUGGCUGUAUCUAUUUCAUCUACGUGAAUUAUGAAUUUUGUUAUUUAUGUAAAUUUUAUUCCUUUUUAAAGUCGUAUUGGAUUUCGAUGUAGCUCUGUAGAGUUGAUAUAGAAUUAGUUUUAAACA